Molecule: messenger RNA, 1820 nt
Organism: Setaria italica (foxtail millet)
Lineage: Eukaryota; Viridiplantae; Streptophyta; Magnoliopsida; Poales; Poaceae
Product: probable polyamine transporter At3g13620
Exons: 2
Coding region: 22-1533 (503 amino acids)
Biological process (GO): transmembrane transport
Cellular component (GO): membrane
Molecular function (GO): transmembrane transporter activity
Source: RefSeq, a predicted model, not a curated record
UUAAGUCUCUAGGCUCCCACCAUGAACCACCAAGAGAUCCAACAAACCAAGCAACUGUCGCAACGCCAACAGCAACAAGAACUGCCGCCAGAAGAUGGCGCCACCGUGCAAGAUCACACGUCGCAAGACCAGCAACAACAGCGGGAGCAAGCCGGUGGCGCCGCCGGCCGCCACCACCGGAACAAGCUCACAGUCCUCCCGCUCGUCUUCCUCAUCUACUUCGAGGUCGCCGGCGGGCCGUACGGAGCCGAGCGUGCGGUCAAGGCAGCGGGCCCGCUCUUCACGCUCUUGGGCUUCCUCGUCUUCCCCUUCGCGUGGGGCGUCCCGGAGUCCCUCGUCACCGCCGAGCUCUCCGCCGCGCUCCCGGGCAACGGCGGCUUCGUCCGGUGGGCCGACCGCGCCUUCGGCCCGCUCGCCGGCUCGCUGCUCGGCACGUGGAAGUACCUCAGCUGCGUCAUCAACAUCGCCGCGUACCCUGCCCUCGUCGCCGACUACCUCGGCCAGGCCAUCCCCGCCAUGGCCGGUCCAGGCAGGGCGCGCACGGGCACGGUGGUCGGCAUGACGGUGCUCCUGUCCUUCGUCAACUACACCGGCCUGAGCAUCGUCGGGUGGGGCGCCGUGGCGCUGGGCUUCGUGUCCCUGGUGCCGUUCGUGCUCAUGACAGGGAUCGCCGUGCCCAAGGUGAGGCCGCGGCGGUGGGCGGCGUCGGUGAAAGGGAGGAAGGACUGGAGGCUCUUCUUCAACACGCUGUUCUGGAACCUCAACUACUGGGACAGCGCGAGCACGAUGGCCGGCGAGGUGGAGCGGCCGGAGCGGACGUUGCCGCGGGCGCUGGCCGUGGCCGUGGUGCUGAUCGCCGCAAGCUACCUGCUGCCGCUCAUGGCGGCGACCGGUGCCACGGACGCGCCGCCGGAGGCCUGGGCGAACGGCUACCUGGCCGAUGCUGCAGGCAUCAUCGGAGGCUCGUGGCUCAAGUACUGGAUCGAGGCCGGCGCGGUGCUGUCGUCGAUCGGCAUGUUCGAGGCCCAGCUGAGCAGCGGCGCGUACCAGCUGCUGGGCAUGGCGGACCUUGGCCUCCUCCCGUCCGCCUUCGCCCGCCGUGCCGCCCUCUUCCGCACCCCGUGGGUCGCCAUCGCCGCCUCCUCCGCCGUCACCCUCGGCGUCUCCUUCCUCGGGUUCGACGACGUCGUCGCCACCGCCAACUUCCUCUACAGCCUCGGCACGCUGCUGGAGUUCGCCGCCUUCCUCUGGCUCCGCGCGCGCCUACCGGAGCUCAAGCGCCCCUACCGCGUGCCGCUCCCGCUGCCCGCGCUCGCGGCGAUGUGCGCCGUGCCGUCGGCGUUCCUGGUGUACGUGUGCGUGGUCGCCGGUUGGCGGGUGUUCUCGCUCGCCGGCGCCCUGACGGCGCUCGGCGUUGGCUUGCACGGUGCCAUGAUGCUGUGCAAGUCCAAGAAGUGGCUCAGGUUCCACACCGCCGCCGUUGCCGCCGAUGAAGAUCCCCAAGGAGAUCCUGCUGCUGGGCACACAGUCUGAACUUUUUGGACCGUCACGCGCAUGCAUUUCUGAUUUCAGAAUUCAAGAACACGUAAAAAAUCAUCAUAUAUGUUGAAACCAGGCGGUGCCCCAGCUUGAACGGCGGCUCUUGCCGCCGAUGAAGAUUGCCAAGGAGAUCAUGCUGCUGGGCACACAGUCUGAACUUUUUGGACCGUCACGCGCAUGCAUUUCUGAUUUUAAAAUUCAAGAACACGUAAAAAAUCAUCGUAUAUGUUGAAACUGGGCGGUGCCCCGGCUUGAACGGCAUCGCUGCCGGUGAGGCGAGA